CCAGUGUUUACUUCUGACACCAUUGACAAGGUAAAACAGUUUGGUGAAAUCGAUAAAGCAGUUGAUAUAUAUGUUAAUGUGUAUAGUAUUCCAAAAUUCAACAGUUUUAUAUGGUCUCGUGAUGGAACACCAAUAACACAAAAUUCAGCAAAAUAUGAAACAUCAAGUUCUCCUACUAUUGUUAAGGAUAUGAUUCAUGGGAAGGAAGUACAACUGGAUGGUUAUAAUAUUACACUGACCAUACGUGAAGUGAAAGUAGAGGACUUUGCUAAUUAUACUGUAACACUUAAAAGUGGAAACUUUAUAGAAGUACAAUACUCUAUUGUAUUAGAAUCUGCCAGUGUACCAGAAACUCCAGGUAAUUUUAGCAAGAAAGCAUCAUCAGCUACAAGUAUAACAGUGCAAUGGGAUCCGAAAUCGGGUGGUGGAUAUAAACAAAUAUUUUAUAUACAGUACAGAGUCCAAGGAACAUUGCAGUGGGCAAAUGUAUCAGCUGGUGAGGAAAAUAUAAGCCAAAAAAAGAGACGAAGAACAUAUGAAGUAAAAAACUUACAGGAAAAGGAAGCCUAUGAACUGAGAAUGUUUGCUGAAAAUACAGCAAUGAAAAGAAGUAAUGUCACAGAAGUGUUGAUUGCCUUUACUGAAAGUUCAGGACCAGGACCCUCGGUUGCAGCUGUCAUAGGAGGUAUAGCUGGAGGUUUGCUAGCAAUCAUCAUUGUACUGCUGGUAAUAUGUUUUGUUCAAAAGAAAAGAAAAGAAAGUGGUACCCCUAGCCCAAAAUUGAGAGCAAGUUCAGAAUCAGAAGAAGAAGAUGGAUUGAAAGAUAAUAUACUGUAUGAGUCAUCACAGCCUGAUGGCUUGAAAAAAAAUUGUUUAUACCAGUCGGCAGGACCUAAUGUAGAAAGUCAGAAGAAACCCCUAUCUUCCAGUGAAUAUGCUAUGGUCCAAAAACCAAAUGCUAUAUAUGCUGAAGUUAAUAAAGUGGCUCAACCUAAGGAUGGCAAGAAAAAGAAACAAAAAGAUAAGAAAGAAAAACCAAAGAAAGCUAGAAAAGUAAAGACUAAAGCUGUGAAUAAUAACCCUGAUGAUGAAUAUGCCAAUUCAGGUCUACAACUGAAAAACUUGAAUGAAGAAGAAUAUGCAAAUUCUACAGACACACAGGGAACCUCUGGCCAUAAUACAAGUGCACAAGGACUUGAAUAUGCAGACCUAACCUUUAGCCAAAUUGCAACAAAGAAUAAAAAACAGGUAAUCCAUGGAAAUGAUGAAAGAACCAUCUAUGCUGAUGUUGACCACACCAAGAAAGCUCCACUCCCACCACCAGAAAGCGAAUAUGAGGAGACAAACAUCAAACAUGGCAAAAUGGCACAGUAAAUGUGGAUGUAUGCUU
Mytilus californianus (California mussel) is the source of this 1390-nucleotide messenger RNA. RefSeq lists its product as uncharacterized. Lineage: Eukaryota; Metazoa; Mollusca; Bivalvia; Mytilida; Mytilidae. Bases 190 to 1374 code for a protein of 394 amino acids. The transcript has 9 exons. The record is from RefSeq and is a predicted model, not a curated record. Gene Ontology annotation, molecular function: protein binding.